CCGGGCUACGCGACCGCGAGCGCUGUCAAACUCAGCACCAGCAGACACAUUCACACACACGCCGCAAGCAUCCGUCGCGUGCACAGCCUCGCGCACAGCCUCGUGCUGUAGUGUAGGGGGAUCCACGCGAGUCGGCGAAGCGGGCGACCAUCAAAGCAAUGGACAGGUCCUCAGUGCGCAGCUUUCUGUUCCUCUGCCUCGUACGCAUUUCCAGCUCCUUCCCUGGAACCCCGUUCAUUGUAGUGCAGGUGGGCAGAAUGGCCACCCUGCCCUGUAACUGGACAUGUGCUGGAGACGCGGCCCUUCGGUCCCCCCUCUCCCCUGGGCCGCACCUCCAGUGGCAAACGCCCCAGGAGACGGUCCUGGAGCUGAAAGGGAGCCAGCUGUACCAGGGGACCGGGUACGAGGGCAGGGCCAACGUUCCCCGGGAGAGGAUCCCCGAGGGGGACUGCUCCCUGCACCUCAUGGAGGUGAGGUAUACGGACGACGGCCUGUACGAGAGCUUCAUCAUCGUCGGACAAAGCAGGCGGAAGAGAAGGAAUUUCCUGCAAAGUGUUCAGCUCAGGGUCACAGAUCACAAGUCAAGUCAGACGCUGAGGGCCGGAGAUGACUUCGUCUUGAACCUGCACACGUCUCAGGCCGCUACCGUGAUCUUCCAGGGGACCAAGGACACGGAGGGAACCGUAAAGUGGAAGCAGGAUGGUGAGACGAGCAGCCAGGUGCUCGUGGAGAAGGGCGACGGAGUGCUCGUCUUCCGGAACCUAAAACUCAGCGACUCCGGGGUCUACAAAGUGCUGGACCCUGACGGACUGGCCAUCAGCACCACACUUCUUACUGUGGAAGAGGCCUUCAAAGAAGCCAUCAUCAAGGAUGAGACCUUUGCAGCACGAGGUGCUGAAAGGGAGGCGCAUUCAGGAGGCAACAGCAUGAGCGGCUUUUUCACCACCGUUGUGGUCUCUCUGCUCUGCUCAGCUUCAAUGCAUUUUGCGUUGUAGAAACUUUGCUUUCAGAAAUUUGAGAAACUGAGUAUCACUUUAUGUUCAUUUGUAUGAAAUGUUGUAACUUACACCAUACCUCUACCUCUGGUUUUGCACUUAACUCUUCAUCACAGGAAGAUAUAUUUACUAAAUAAGUUCUACAUAUUUAAUGUACCUUCAGUGGUACCUCUGUCUUCAUGCAUCAAUGUGACAUUGUCAUUUUUGCGGUUCUUAUGUGGCCACAAUUUGUCAAAAUAUUUUUGUA
Messenger RNA from Scleropages formosus (Asian bonytongue), 1242 nucleotides. RefSeq lists its product as uncharacterized. Gene Ontology annotation, biological process: positive regulation of T cell proliferation; negative regulation of T cell proliferation; T cell costimulation. Gene Ontology annotation, cellular component: external side of plasma membrane. The coding region runs from base 159 to 995 and encodes 278 amino acids. Lineage: Eukaryota; Metazoa; Chordata; Actinopteri; Osteoglossiformes; Osteoglossidae. The transcript has 6 exons. The record is from RefSeq and is a predicted model, not a curated record.